GUGAUUUACGUCUAGAUAAGCAUGUGAACCUUGAGCUACCAUGCAGAUGCUCUGGUCGAACUCUCGGAUGUCCGGUUCUUCGCUACCCAUGCUCCGCGAUCCGUACGACCAGAGUACCGGUGCAAUAUCCCACCCUUCCGAAUCGGUCCGAGCGUCAUGAUAACCAGCGGCCACGUUUUCAGCGCAGCUGCCUAGCCAGGAAGGUCUCCGCGUAUCUUCAACACUGCGCAUCCCAGUCCCGAUAGAGUGCUUCAACUGCGACUCAGGAUCGAAGACCAUCAAGAUGACUUCAACAAAGCAUCGAGGAGGAUACAAGCAAAUCAACAAGGCACUGAACAUUUGUGCCUUCGAGGAUUACCUGGAGACGCAGGUGGCCCGUCUACCAGUGCUUCCGGAUGUCGAGCAGAUUAGUCCUCGCGUGCUUCGAGUGCUGGGUCAAAAUGCGGGAAAGUUCACGCUUCAAGGAACGAAUACCUAUAUCAUCGGCACGGGCUCGAGAAGGCUUAUAAUUGAUACCGCACAAGGUCUCCCAGAAUGGGCGGACCUCAUCUCCGACACAUUCUCAGAACGCAACAUCUCCUUAUCGCACGUCCUGCUAACACACUGGCACGGCGAUCACACCGGUGGCAUCCCCGACCUUCUGCGCAUGUAUCCCCAUCUCACAGACACCAUCUACAAACACACACCUGGAAAAUGGCAGAAGCCUAUCGAAGACGGCCAAAUCUUCAGCGUGGAAGGUGCAACCGUUCGCGCUGUUCACGCUCCGGGCCACUCUCACGACCAUAUGUGUUUCAUCCUCGAGGAGGAGAACGCCAUGUUUACAGGCGAUAACGUGCUGGGCCAUGGAACAGCAGCCGUGGAGAAGCUUAGCACGUGGAUGUCCUCGCUGCGACUCAUGCAAACGCAUCGCUGCGCGAUCGGAUAUCCGGCUCAUGGCGAAGUCAUUCGCAACCUUCCAGCUAAGAUUGCGAGUGAGCUUGGGCAGAAGAGCAGGAGGGAGGAGCAAGUGAUGCAGACCCUGAUUCGCAUCAAGCAGAAGCAGAAGGCUUCGCGGACGGGUAAGGGCAGCGUGAGUGUCAAACAGCUGGUCGCAGAGAUGCAUGGAAGUGGCGUGGACAGGCAGGUUGCGGAAAUGGCGUUGGAGCCGUUCAUGGAUGAGGUGCUUAGGAAGUUGGCGGAGGAUGGGAGGGUAGCUUUUGAGGUCAGGGGAGGUGAGAAGAAGUGGUUUGCGCUGGAGAUGGUGUAAGGCAGCUGUCUUUGAGGCGUUCAAGGAUUUUUGCG
Molecule: messenger RNA, 1281 nt
Organism: Trematosphaeria pertusa
Lineage: Eukaryota; Fungi; Ascomycota; Dothideomycetes; Pleosporales; Trematosphaeriaceae
Product: putative metallo-beta-lactamase domain protein
Exons: 2
Coding region: 284-1246 (320 amino acids)
Biological process (GO): secondary metabolite biosynthetic process
Source: RefSeq, a predicted model, not a curated record